AGGUCGUCCUUGCGAGAGAUCCAUGCUGAAGAUCGAGAAGCUGUCGGGGAAGGCGGCGCUGCACGCCACCGGCGAGACGGUGGGCAAGUGCGGCGCGGAGAGGACCAAGUCGAGCGCGCAGGAGAUCGCCGGCUACGGCAAGCACGAGGUCAGCAAGGUCACCAAGAGCGGGCAUGAUGUCGGGCACGGUUACAAGGUCGAGAACCUCCGCUACUACGGCGAGCUUAAGGGCUACGGGGGUGAUUACAAGGCUUACGGCAACGUGGACAAGCAACCAUCCGCUUCGUCCGGUGUGCUAGUGUCCGCGCACGAGAAGUCGCAUCUGCUCCACGUGCCCAUGCCCUGCGAGAAGGGCGACAAGUGUCACGGCAAAGGCUCGUCUGUCGCGUCGGAUCGUGCGCAGGGAUACGCUGGCCUGGCCAAGACAGGUCAGCAGCAGACGGAGAAGAGUCAUCACAGUGGCGAUCAUUACUACCAUCGAUCGUCGCACUCGAAGCCGCCGAGCGCGUAUCAGAUGUACCAGGGUGCCAAGUAUUCGUACAACGGGGUGCCCGGGACGCCAGCGCAAGCCAGCGCAGCCGCGGCUUUCUUCGCAAGGGCAGCGCAGAAAUUGAAUCUGUCGUCGAGUCCGCAUCGGAGACGACGCUCCGGCGACGAGAACAUCGGACCUGACGAGCUGCCCAUUUUUCCCAAUGGAUACGCGGCGCUCCUUCUCAAGUCACCACCUCCGGCACCACCCGCCCUACUCAGGAGGAUAGGCGUAAAGGAGCUCACGGGGGUCGGCAAGGUGAAAGUCAUGCUGAGAGUGUCGCCCGGAGACGGAGGCAGUUUCUUCAACGCGGAUAAGCGGAAGAAGCAGGUCACCCUGGUGGAUCCGGCAUCCGGUCAAUCCUCAUCGGCGGAGGAUCGUCGGCCGACCGUGGCGGCGCCCAAGAUGUUCGCGUUUGACGCGAUAUUCACCGAGGAAGACUCCCAGACCGAGAUCUGUUCGAGCGCUCUGACGGAUGUGAUUCACGCGGUCAUCAACGGGACCGAUGGUUGCCUGUUUUGCUUCGGACACGCUGGUUUGGGCAAGUCGCACACCAUGCUAGGCACACCGGAGGCUGGUCACACACUGGGUGCAAUCCCUUGCGCCAUAGCGUGGCUCUUCCGUGGGAUAUCCGAGCAACGCCAGCGAACCGGCGCCAGGUUCAGUGUACGGGUCAGCUGCGUGGAAUUGACCACCGGCCAGCAACAACUGAGAGACCUGCUUGCGGCGCACGCGAACGACUCGGAACAGUCGCCGGCCGUGUAUCUCAGAGACGAUCCGCUGUUCGGCACCCUUCAACUGCAGCAGCACAGCGAGCUCCGCGCACCCACGGCGGAACGUGCGGCCUUCUACCUCGACGCGGCGGUCGCCGGUCGUCAACGAGAGGAUAGCGACGCUCACAUGCUCUACACGUUGCAUGUGUAUCAGUACAGCGUCGCCGGCAAGGGUGGAGUCGCCGGGGGUAGAAGCCGACUGCACCUGAUGGACUUGGGCAACUCGGAGCGCGGCAAAUCCUCGGGCGGAAUCCCCUUAUCUGGCCUGGGCAACAUCCUGCUCGCAAUCUUCAAUGGUCAGAAGCACCUGCCGUACAAGGAGCAUAAACUCACUCAACUGCUGAAGGAAUGUCUCGGCUCCUUGACCUGCCAUGCGGCUAUGAUAGCCCACGUGUCGCCCAACGCUCAGCACUAUACCGAGACGCUAACCACCGUGCAACUAGCGUCGAGAAUCCACCGAAUGCGACGACGGAAGAUCAAGUUCGUUGGCGGUGGCACGCAGGGUGCCGGAAGCGGUGGGAGUUCCGGCGAGGAGGCGGCACGGCAGAACAGCGAGUGCGAUCCGAGCUCGAGCGAUCUGUCGGCCGAUACGGUGAUCUACGUUGGACCAAGCGCUGAUGACGCCACUGAUGGCGAGCACCCGCCCGUCUACAUACCCAGCUUGAAUUCAGGAGACAAUCGUUGCGCGAUGGGUAGAGUGCUUCGCGGUUCUGCUGCUGAGAGACCGAGUAAGAUUCCGGAAGAGCGCAGCCCGGCCCACAAGUCCUCGAAGACGGUGAAAACGCUGACGCAGACCGCGUCGAAGCAGACCUCGCCGGCGCACAGCGUGACGCCGAAAGCGAGUCCGGCCAGGAAGAACUCGUCGUCCAAGAGCGCCUCGGCUGCCAAAGUGAACGAUUCGCCCGGUAGCAAGAUCCCUGUGGCCGCGCCGAGCGGUGGAUCCGAUGAGCAGUGGAUAGACGGACCGAGGAUCUCCAAGUCGAAGGUCGCGGAGGCGAGGCACAUGUUGAAGGACUCACAUCACAAGCGCGAAACGUGGAUCGACGGGCCGAUGCAGCUGAGCGGUGCGCCGGCGUUGCAGCUGCACGCGCAACAGCAUCAGCACGCGUCGGCCGGCUACGGGUUCAUGGACAGUCACAAGAAGAGUAUGAUCAGGAAAUGGGUGGAGAACCAGUCGUCGCAGAUACAGCGAGCGAAGCACGCCGCGCCGCGGCUGGAAAAGAUGUCUUCGGGCCAGUCGUCUGGCCAGUUCAAAGAACUUACACAGUUUAAAACCUGCGGCGGCAUGGACGACGACGACACGUCGCUGUCGACUGCCGAGAGCGACAGCCUGAAGGCGAACGAGAUCGAAGACAUCACCGAGAAACUGAGCGCCAAACUGAACCUACUGAACGUCAAGUCCAACACGGACUCUGGAUUAGAUCUGACAGCCAGUCCGGUGAUGGAUGAUAGUGUCGACAAGGGAAAGCUUGACCUGCCGGAUGAUGAGGACGACGAUGAAGAAAUUGUCGUACCUCCACCGUUGCCACUGAUUGAACCACUCAGCAAUGGCGUGAGUCGAGAGGUGUCCAUGGAAAGUCUAAAUCUAUCGCACAAGGACAUCGUCCUGCCCUCGAGGCACUCGUUAUCCUCCGAGGACGAGAUUUUGGAGAUUGUCGAGGUGGAGGACCUGGAGCCGGUACCUAUGCAGGAUUCGUGUCUACAGGUGACUGAGGAGGACAUUGCGCUCUGCAUGGGUGAAAAUCCUCUGCCCGAGAGCGAUCAGGAGGAACAUCCUUUGAGGAUUCUCAGCCAAGAGAAUCUCACUGUAGUAUCGACUUUCACAGACUCCAUGUCGGUGAUGUCGGAUACGGAGAGAUACAGGGCGCACUACGCACCGCCGGUUAGCGCGGGUGUACUUCCAAGGCCGUACUUUGAUCACGAGGACUUUCUCGAGCAAGAAACCAGGCACAAGUUCGAUCAGCUAGCCCGCCUCCACGAAUUGUACCAAAGCAAGCUCGCGCUCGCCAACGUCUCCAACUCGGUGACUUAUCAGAGGGAAAAUUCAUCCACUGUCAACGUGCGAGACGCUCCAUCAGCGACCGUCUUCCGUCCGCCGUCUCGCUGUCAGUCCUUGUCUCUUUCGGAUGUCUUGUUCAACGACAAUGCGAGCAAUCAUGGCAGCAUCUACAGCGAACCCGCAUACAUAGCCGGCAAGCCCGAUCAGGAGAAGAUCUGCGAUAAUUGCCGUCAGAGCAUGUCCAGACCCGCCACAGCCUCGUAUUGGUAUCCCAGCAGCGUCGCCCAUCUCGCCAGUCCCAGAAGAUACUGCGGUAAGCUGGGUGAGUGCAACAUCUCUAGUCUGAGGCACCCGGACGGCGCCUCGAAUCCCAAUCUCAAGGAAGAGAUCGAGAGGAUACCCGGAAACGGCGCGUCCGGCUCGGACCCCGAAGAGGAGUACAUAGAGGCGAAGAAGCUGUUUACAGCCGCCGAGAGAUCCGAGCGAACGGUCACAGGAAAGUCUGACUUUGAAGAAGACUUGAAAAUCCAAGGUGGCACACCCCUGCAAUUGCCAAUGCCUUCUCCGACGCCGUCCUCUGGACGGAUGCAACGGAAGAUCCUUAGCCUCGGCUCCUCGUUCGGAAUAAACAAAGAAGGCUCCGAUUCCGGAGCAGACACAACACCACGCGCAGCUACCAAACUGUCGCCAGCUACGCUGUCCAGACAUCGCGCUGAGAGCUCCGGCUACGACAGCAUCGUUAGGGACAGCGAAACCAGCAGCAUCGCCAGCGACUCGUCCCGGCAGACCGGAGCGUUGCAAGAACAUCAAAGUGAGUAUCGAGCAUCUGACUUCGACUGACCAUGUUUGAAAAAACAUUUUGGCGAAAACGUAACUGAGAUCGCGAAGCAUAAAGUCUAUUCUUCCAAAAUGGAAUCGAUACACAUCUAACAAAAUUACUUACACUAAAAAUAGAACGUAGAGAACUGCUUCGAAACCGAUUCGGUUCCUUAUACGAAUACGAAUUAAUAAAUAAAAUUAAGAAUAGAAGAAAUAAAAAAAAUAUGAAUUAAUCAGUUGAUUAAUUAUGUCACUCGUAUGACAAUUAUCACUCUUGAACAAUCAUCAUUUAUUCGAAAAAAA
Molecule: messenger RNA, 4423 nt
Organism: Ooceraea biroi (clonal raider ant)
Lineage: Eukaryota; Metazoa; Arthropoda; Insecta; Hymenoptera; Formicidae
Product: kinesin-like protein CG14535
Biological process (GO): microtubule-based movement
Molecular function (GO): ATP binding; microtubule motor activity; microtubule binding
Source: RefSeq, a predicted model, not a curated record